Molecule: messenger RNA, 1162 nt
Organism: Dermacentor albipictus
Lineage: Eukaryota; Metazoa; Arthropoda; Arachnida; Ixodida; Ixodidae
Source: RefSeq, a predicted model, not a curated record
AAAGAGGACGAAAAAGAAGUGCGUUCGGCGCGUUCCAUCCAUCGGGGCGGCUUCAAAACCAGGGAACAGUAUUUUCUUUGACUCGCCAGUCGUGGAGAGAAGAGAGUCGUGUUCGGCCGGGAAAGCAGGCGGACGUGCCGCUGAUCCAGCUCCACUCGAACAAGUCGUUCCAAGGCGACAACAGGAAGCAGUCGCCGACCAAAGUGAUUUUUCUUUCUUCACUGACGUUUCGGCCUCCUCACGGGAGCCUUGUUCAGGGUAGUCAUGUCAGUCGAUGUAGAGCCAGGGAGUUCCACCAUGUCAAGCACUCGCUCCGAAGAUUGGUCCAGUAGUUGGACUUCCGGCACUCAAAGUCGAACGAACACGACUACCGGCACCGUGACCAGCAGUGCUUCUGCUAUCCCGUCUGGCCUACCGUCCGGUACCACGCCGUCCGGUAUCACACCGUCUGGUAUCACGCCGCCCGGUAUCACGCCGUCCGGUAUCACGCCGUCCGGUACCACGCCGUCCGGUACCACGCCGUCCGGUAUCACGCCGCCUGGUAUCACGCCGCCCGGUAUCACGCCGUCCAGCACCACGCCACCCGGCAUUCCUCCACGCCCUCCACAGAACGUCAGGUUCUCGGGCAUCGUGCUAAAGUCCCAGCCCAGGCCCCUCACGGAUAAGGAAAAGACCUCGGAUUUGAAAGCCCCCUCCGAGCCGCGUCCGAGCACGAAGACCCUGCCAUCCACCAUGCGGUUCUCGGUCGUGCGUACCGUACGCCUACGCACCACUACGGCUAGUAGCGAGACCGAGGCCGAGUCCGAGACCACUGAAGACGGCAUCCGGCCAGACACCUCGGAGUUAGGUGGGAGGGCCCUCAAUGAGGACGACUCGCGUGGCACCAUGGCGCCGAACGUCACUGCCCAAUGGGAGGAGGAGGAGAAAGCGGCGGAGAAGAGAGAAGCGCGGGCGGAAUAGACAUUGGCCCGGGACGCUUCAUUUCGGCAACAUAACGCACGCGCAUAUAUGAGCGCCGAAAUUUCGUAUAGUUUGAGUUAUGCAUAGGAUAUUCGCAAAAUUUUCUUUUUUUCUCAGGAACUGGAUCAAAGACCUGUUUCUGUCGCAGGUCUUGGUUCAGUUUCUGUCGCAGGUCUCGAAAUAAAGAUUAAUUUUGUCGAAA